UAGGGGUAAAAAGUGUCCAACUACAACAUACUGUACUGAACACCAACUCAAGACAGACAGACAGACAGCCAGAGACAGAGAGAAGGGGCGUUGUAUUCUUUACUGUGUCUGUUUUCCUCUCAGGAAACGCAUCCUGUUGCUGGAGUUACAUGUUUGUCACAGAGACAGAGAGAGAGAGAGAGAGAGAGAGAGAGAGAGAGAGAGAGAGACUUGGUGACAGAUAAACUGAGGUACAUUCAUAUUUCAAGUGACAGAACAGGAAAGAGAGAGAGAGAGAGAGAGAGAGAGAGAGAGAGAGAGAGAGACUGUCCAGUCUCUCUGGGAAACAGAUAGGAAAAGAAAAAAAAACGCCCCCAACCCCUCCGGCAAGCCCCAACACACAGCUGUACAAGCACGGAGAGAGAGAUCUGAACACAGGGAGAAAGAUCUGAGCAAGGAGAGAAAGAUCUGAACAAGGAGAGAGAUUUUAACAAACAAAGAUUUAAAUUCAGAGAGAGAGAACUGAACAUGGAGAGAGAGAGCUGAAUACCGAGAGAGAACUGGACACGGAGAGAGAGAGAGAUCUGAACAAGGAGAGAGAGACCUGAACACGGAGAAAGAGAGAUAGAGAGAGAGAGAGAGAUCUGAUCACGGAAAGCAAUCAAUAGUUGUGCAUAAAUGGAGUUAAAGAGAAUCUGGGAGUGGAGGUUUUAAACCGGAGACAGAAGUGUGUGCUUGUGUAUUUGUGUGUGUGAUGGCCGUGGAGCUGAUCGGGACGCGCGUGAGUGUGUGUGAAGCCCCGGAGAGCGAGGAGGAAGGCUGAGGAUUCCCGAAACUUCGAAACCAGCCCGAAUCACAGACACACACUCUAAUCAUAAUGAGCGGAGAUGUUCUCUAGCUGAGCUCUUUUACAGCGUACGAGUCUCCGUUUCUACUUCGCGCACGUGUGUGUGUGUGUGUGUGUGUUGGAGCGCAUGGCCGCUGGCAGGCUGGUGCUGGUGGCUGUUGCCGUGGCGCUGGUGUCGCUGGUGCUGAACGUGGUGGCGGCACUGGGCUCGGGCUGGGCUCUGCAGGCGCUGGAGGACGGCCGCAGGCGCAGCGUGGGACUCUGGAAGGUGUGUACAGAUACACACACGCUGCCACACAGCCUCGCCACCACCGCACCGUGCCAGACCCUCGGCUGGGGAGCCGACCUCGCAGGAUAUCAGGAGUCACGCAACACCGUCAAACUUCAGUUCGACAUGAUGCGAGCGUGUAACCUGAUGGCGACGGUGGCUCUCAGCGUGGGUCAGCUCAUCUUCCUGCUGGGGAUUCUGAAGAUAAACUGCAUUACCCAGGAUUCUCCUUGGUGGGAGGAGGCCAUCGCUGCCCUGUUUCAGCUGGCCAGUUUCGUGCUGGUGAUUGGCCUGGUGUCGUUCUACAGGAUUGGGCCGUACACACACCUGUCGUACUCCUGCUACACGAACAUUGCUGCGUGUCUUUUGGCCACGCUGGCCGCCGCCAUGCUCAUCUGGAACAUUCUGCACCGCCGUGACGACUGCACGCGACCGCCUGUCAUCGUCAUCAGCCGCUCGCUCGCCAUGAACUUCACACCACGCAUGGACAACGAAUAUGUGGAGUCGCCAUGCUGACACACACACACACACACACACACACACACACGGGCACUGACUCCGUGCUGAGCGAGAGGACUUCAAAGACAAUGUGGAGCUCUUGAGACAGAACCACACACACACACACACACACACACACAUUCUAACAUCUCCCAAUCUGUUUCUUCCUAUUUCAACAAGAACAGGUUUUGAACUCUUUUUCAGCUUUUUUCUGGCUUUACUGUUGCUAAAUAAAGGCAGUCAUAAUAAAAAUAUAAAUUUUUAAAGAUAUAAGACAUAUGAAUAGCUAGCUAACUCUGAAGUAAUAUUUAAUAACAGCAACAGCGCUGUUGAAUUCUGGAUUAAUUUUCUAUAACAGCAGCUCUGACAGUAGUGCAGCAGCAUAUCACAGGUUUAUAUUAAUGCGCUCGAUCUAAUACUUUAUCGUUUCUAUAGUAACAGCUCAUUCACAGGGACGAGUACAGCGAACGCUCCACAUAAACGGAUUAAAAAAAAAAAGAAGUCGUCUGUAAGGAAAAAUGUGUUUAUGUAACAUUUAUGGAAGGAGUCUCCAGUGUCAGAGCUUUGUAAUAGUCAGAGGUAAAGCUGUAACUUUAAGUUUUAUGGCAUCUUCUGCUAUAACGUAAGUAAGUACAGGAACUAACUUUUUUCACGAACAUUAACUGUCAUUUUAAACGGGUAAAAACUAUGAGGUUUUCUUUAAUAUAUAUAUAUAUAUAAACCACACAGGUGCAGUAUAAGAGGAAUAAAACACUUAGGGACGUUCUGUUAUAUGAAAAUAAUCAACUUUGGGGUGGUAACAGUAACUCUGCUUUGUCACGCCACACCAUCACUCUGUAUUUUACUAUAACACACACACACACACACACACACACACACACAGAGUGUUUAUUACUUACAUAACUUAUGCGAUGUAUAAUAUUUAUAAAUUAUAAAGAUUUUGGAUAAUACAAUUUCUUAUCAGUGGACAGUGUAGAACACAAAACACACAAACGUGGCCUUUUAGUAUGAGAGAAGAUUAAAACAUAUCAAGCACACACACACACACACACACACACAGCACCAGGACAGCUGAAGUGACCGCAGAACACUGUAUAAUGUCCACAUUAACUUGAUCACAAAUCAAGCUGGAUCUUGACUUUAAUCUUCUCUCUCCACACACACACACACACACAAAACUAUUAUAUAGUGUACCGUGUGUGUGUGUGUCUGUCUAUUAUGUUCAGUUAAUAUAGACACUAAUUCAGAUUUAGAAAGGAAUUUAUAAUUUGGUACCAAAAAAGUUUGUAAAGUCAGAGAUGUGGUUUUUAACACUUCCUUGUCCACUGUAGGUGAUCACUAACAGAAUGUAGAUCUUUACAGAAGGUGAGUAAUGUAGAGAUAGAGAGGCGUCUCGUCACCCUUUCGGCUUAUGGUACCUGUAUUUAACUCUAUAGAGGUGGGCUGAGUAUAUUAUAGAAUUUUAAUCAAGAUAAUAUCACAUGUAUACACCAGCACUCUAUACAGCCAGUCACUUUUACCCUGAUCAGGACUAAAUACUCCAUAGUAACAACAUAUUAUAAAAAUAAUAAAACUUUACUACAACUGUU
This is a messenger RNA of Pangasianodon hypophthalmus (striped catfish), 3181 nucleotides long. It is a transcript of the gene tmem204, whose product is annotated as transmembrane protein 204. Lineage: Eukaryota; Metazoa; Chordata; Actinopteri; Siluriformes; Pangasiidae. The record is from RefSeq and is a predicted model, not a curated record. The transcript has 3 exons. The coding region runs from base 954 to 1610 and encodes 218 amino acids.